CGACUUCAGUUGGUGCACCUUGAAGUUCACUCGGAGCUUGUUCCAGCAAUACCAGACUCUGUCUCCUCUCGUCCCUCACUCCCCGUCAAUAUGAGCGCCUUCCGACUGUCCCGCGCAGCGCUGCGCGCCAGAUCCACGGUCGUUCUCAAGCCCAUUCAGCGCAGAGGGUACGCCGAAGCUGUAUCGGACAAAAUAAAGCUUUCCCUGGCGCUGCCUCACCAGUCUAUCUACAAGUCACAAGAUGUCGUCCAAGUAAACAUCCCCGCCGAAUCUGGUGAAAUGGGUAUUCUCGCUCAGCACGUUCCUUCAAUCGAACAAUUGAAACCCGGCUUGGUCGAGAUUAUUCAGGAGAAUGGUGAAAACAAGCAAUUCUUCCUUUCCGGAGGAUUUGCCGUUGUGCAGCCCGACUCCAAUCUGAGCAUCAACGCAGUGGAAGGGUUCCCUCUUGAAGACUUUAGCGAAGAGGCUAUCAAGUCACAGAUCUCAGAAGCCCAGAAAAUUGCCAGCGGAAGCGGGAGCGAGCAGGAUAUUGCAGAGGCCAAGAUCGAGCUUGAGGUUCUCGAAUCAUUGCAGGCGGCCAUGAAAUAACGGAGUCCACUGUACUUUUGUACAUAUAAAUCAAGAGGGAGAAGAGAAGCGGACAGCCUCGAGGGUCAAUGCCUGAAUUGUACCAAUUCUGAACAACCUUGAUUUCCUUGCCUAUAAAUGUUUUGAUCUUGCUUCAGCAGUGAGCCGUUUCGCAUACGAUCCAUGGCCUCAGGACCUUGACUUAUCCUUUCAAUAUGAGGUGAUCAUCUGCUGCAGCAGCGACUACACUAGCGGGGUGCUUGCCGUCGUUUCUGCUUCCCGGCAUCGACGCUCCUGCCGUGAACGGCGUUGCUGUCUGUUCUCACAAUGAGACUCAGG
Exophiala xenobiotica is the source of this 906-nucleotide messenger RNA. Its product is annotated as ATP synthase subunit delta, mitochondrial. NCBI's taxonomy places the organism in Eukaryota, Fungi, Ascomycota, Eurotiomycetes, Chaetothyriales, Herpotrichiellaceae. The coding region runs from base 91 to 588 and encodes 165 amino acids. The transcript is spliced from 5 exons. The record is from RefSeq and is a predicted model, not a curated record. Gene Ontology annotation, biological process: proton motive force-driven ATP synthesis. Gene Ontology annotation, molecular function: proton-transporting ATP synthase activity, rotational mechanism.